GUACCAAGUUCUCCUCCCGCCGCCGGUGCCGACGUCUCGGUUGACCGGCCGAAGAUGCUUCAGUGCUCCGUCGUCGUCGCCUUCGCUCGCCUCGCGCACGUGCUCAGCAGGGCGCUCAAGUCCCUCUGCUCCCCGACGUCGGCCGCGAUGACCACGGUGAUCCCACCCGCCUGGCUGCCCCCGGGCAGGAGCAAGAAGGUGGACCCGGUCGCACUCGUCGACGACAAGCCGGGCAGAAAGGACCAGCUGCAGCUCCUGGCGCUGCCUCCUGCUCUUCCGGCGUUCAAUGGGGAGAGUACAGCCGAGGAGAAGAAGACGGCGAAGGCGGCGAGGGGCAGGCCGCCCAGGCUGGUCAUACCGCCGCAGCCGGCCUGCGCUGCUGCGGUCGACCCGUUCGGCGAGGCGGCCGGCCGGGAGACGGACGUGGCGACGGAGGUGGAGGUGCAGGGGGAGGGCUUCUGCCUGGCGAGCAGGAGAGGGGUCAGGCACGCCAUGGAGGAUGGGUACGAGGUGAUAACUGACAACAACAUUGGUGGAGGAGGCUCCCAACUGGCGUUCUAUGGUGUGUACGACGGGCACGGCGGCCGGGCAGCCGUGGACUUGGUCGCCGACAAGCUCGGAAAGAACGUCAUCGCCGCGCUCGCCGCCUCGAGCCGGCAACAAUCGGAGCCGUCAUCGUCGUCGUCGUCGUCGAUGCAGCAGGGCGAGGAAGAUGAGGAGGAGCAGCAGGUCAAUGCGGUCAUGGCGGCGAUCAGAUCGGCGUACCUGACCACGGACAGCGAGUUGUUGAGCCAGGGUAUACGUGGUGGCGCAUGUGCUGCGACGGCGCUGGUGAAGGACGGCGAGCUCUACGUCGCCAACGUGGGCGACUGCCGCGCCGUCCUCGGCAGCUGCCACGGCGGCGUCGCCACUGCCCUGACGACCGACCACACCGCCGGCCGUGAGGACGAGCGCCGCAGAAUUGAGAGCUCGGGAGGGUACGUGAGCCGCGGCAGCAGCGGCGUGUGGCGCGUGCAGGACUGCCUGGCCGUGUCACGCGCGUUCGGCGACGUGUCCAUGAAGCCCUGGGUCACCUGCGAGCCGGAGGUCUCGCGCCGCCGCCUCACGCCGGACUGCCGCUUCCUCCUCGUCGCGUCCGACGGCCUCUGGGACAAGGUGUCCAGCCAGGAGGCGGUCGACGUCAUCUCCGCGGCCUGGACAGGCACGCCCGUGGGCUCGUGCAAGGACCUGGUCGCCAUGGCCAAGAGCAGGGGGAGCCGAGACGACAUCACCGUCAUGGUCGUGGAUCUGCAGCGAUUCCUGCGAUAGAGACGCGCAGCCAGACAUCGAUCGGUCGAUCAAUGAAAGUUUCGUCAUCAAAUGUUAGUUUAUCUCUUUCAAAUUUUUUCACUUUGAUGAUUUGAGUACUGUAAAUGAUCUUGAAUAGAGAUUGUACGAUAGGGCUGCCUUCCGAAGAGAUUAAUUGGAUUGGACUUAUCGGAAAGUGCAGAAGAUUAGCGCGACAUGUAAAAUAGUAUUGAUGAGCUUUUGAUCAAA
Molecule: messenger RNA, 1536 nt
Organism: Phragmites australis (common reed)
Lineage: Eukaryota; Viridiplantae; Streptophyta; Magnoliopsida; Poales; Poaceae
Product: probable protein phosphatase 2C 77
Exons: 4
Coding region: 55-1308 (417 amino acids)
Biological process (GO): protein dephosphorylation
Cellular component (GO): cytosol; nucleus
Molecular function (GO): protein serine/threonine phosphatase activity; cation binding
Source: RefSeq, a predicted model, not a curated record